AUGUAUCAUCAUCACCACACCUUUCAGGGCAGGCGAUUAACAGAUCAGGAAAGAGCGAGAGUGCUCGAAUUCCAGGAGUCUAUCCACUAUUCGCCGCGGUACUCGGAUGACACCCACGAAUACAGGCACGUAAUGCUUCCCAAAGCAAUGCUUAAGGUUAUUCCCUCAGAUUACUUCAAUUCGGAGACAGGGACACUUCGUAUUUUGACAGAAGACGAAUGGAGGGGAAUUGGCGUAACGCAAUCACUGGGUUGGGAGCAUUAUGAGUGCCAUGCCCCUGAACCACAUAUUUUGCUGUUCAAGAGACCUUUAAACUAUGAGGCGGAAUUGCGGGCGGCGGCGGCUACCCAGCAGCUGCAGCAACAACAGCAGCAACAUCAACACCAGGAAGAAGCAGGUGUUCGAGCACCUCAUUAA
Molecule: messenger RNA, 417 nt
Organism: Zygotorulaspora mrakii
Lineage: Eukaryota; Fungi; Ascomycota; Saccharomycetes; Saccharomycetales; Saccharomycetaceae
Gene: CKS1
Product: cyclin-dependent protein kinase regulatory subunit CKS1
Exons: 1
Coding region: 1-417 (138 amino acids)
Biological process (GO): regulation of mitotic cell cycle
Cellular component (GO): cyclin-dependent protein kinase holoenzyme complex; SCF ubiquitin ligase complex
Molecular function (GO): ubiquitin binding; histone binding; cyclin-dependent protein serine/threonine kinase activator activity
Source: RefSeq, a predicted model, not a curated record